Molecule: messenger RNA, 4278 nt
Organism: Austrofundulus limnaeus
Lineage: Eukaryota; Metazoa; Chordata; Actinopteri; Cyprinodontiformes; Rivulidae
Gene: sik1
Product: salt-inducible kinase 1
Exons: 14
Coding region: 315-2720 (801 amino acids)
Biological process (GO): microtubule cytoskeleton organization; protein phosphorylation; intracellular signal transduction
Cellular component (GO): cytoplasm
Molecular function (GO): ATP binding; tau-protein kinase activity
Source: RefSeq, a predicted model, not a curated record
GGGGCGGAGGGACUGGGGGAGGAGUUCCCCCUGUGAGAKCCGGAGCCCUCAGCUCUACAUUCCGGCGGAGCUCAGAGGCUCAGAGCGGCCGCAGCGCAGACCUGGCCCGUAGCGGUGCUCCUUAAACUCAAAGUCAAGCCCGGAGGAGAGCAGUCCUCUGCUGGCUGUUUGUUCUGUUGUUGUUUGCGCUCAGGUGGAAUGGUUGACUUUUUGUCUCACAGCUGUCUGAACUGUGAGAGAAGCUGGUUUAUGACUUUGUAAUAAAAGGUACAAGCCUUCAUUCAUCCCAGUGCUGUUCCAGCAGUCCAUGCACCAUGGUGAUCAUGACAGACACCAGCAGGAGCGCCCAGCCUCCUCCUCCUCCUCCUGCCCAGGGGAGGCCACUGCAGGUCGGCUUCUAUGAGAUCAUCCGCACCCUGGGGAAAGGAAACUUUGCAGUGGUGAAGCUGGCCAGACACAAAGUCACCAAAACCCAGGUGGCAAUAAAGAUUAUAGACAAGACCAGGCUGAACCCCUCCAACCUGGAGAAGAUUUACAGAGAAGUGCAGAUCAUGAAGCUGCUGAACCACCCGCAUAUAAUCAAACUCUACCAGGUCAUGGAGACCAAAGACAUGCUGUACAUYGUCACAGAGUAUGCAAAAAACGGAGAGAUGUUCGACCACCUGACCUCAAACGGCCGCAUGAGCGAAACGGAGGCGAGGAAGAAGUUCUGGCAGAUCCUCACGGCGGUGGACUACUGCCACCGGCACCACAUCGUCCACCGCGACCUCAAAACCGAGAACCUUUUGCUGGACGCCAACAUGAACAUCAAGCUGGCCGACUUUGGAUUUGGGAACUUCUACAAAGCAGGGGAKCCUCUGUCCACCUGGUGCGGCAGCCCGCCUUACGCUGCCCCGGAAGUGUUUGAGGGGAAAGAGUACGAGGGGCCUCAGCUGGACAUCUGGAGUCUUGGCGUGGUGCUUUAUGUUCUCGUCUGCGGCUCCCUCCCAUUUGACGGACCGAGCCUUCCUGCACUCAGACAGAGAGUUACCGAAGGACGGUUCCGAAUCCCCUUCUUCAUGUCGCAAGACUGUGAAAACCUGAUCCGUAAGAUGCUGGUGGUGGAUCCAGCCAGAAGGAUAACGGUGGCCCAGAUCAAGCAGCACCGGUGGAUGAUAUCAGACCCCACAGCCGCCCAGCAGACCCUCAGCCAUUCCCUCACAGAGUACAACUCCAACCUGGGCGACUACAGCGAACCUGUGCUGAGCAUCAUGAACACACUAGGCAUCGAUCGGCAGCGGACCAUUGAGUCUCUGCAGAGCAGCAGCUACAAUCACUUCUCUGCCAUCUACUACCUGCUGCUGGAGAGGGUGCGGGAGCAUCGCGCACAGCAGCUCAGCCGUCAGUGUGGGGCCUGGAACCAGAGACCCCGGAGCACCUCCGACUCCACCGCCCCAGAGGUGAUCAUGGAGUCCAGCGAGAGCUUUAGAACAACGUUUUCACUUCCAGCCAAAWGCACUCCUCCACCUGUGUACUCUGAAGUGGAGUGUGACCAAAGUGGACUGUUCCAGCGGGUGGUGUUCCCAGUGGAGGCCAGCCUGAACAGACUGCUCUGGAACCGCUCCAUCUCUCCCAACAGUCUUCUGGAGACGAGCAUCAGCGAGGAGGUGCGYCCCAGGGACCUGGAGGAAGAGGAGGCCACGCAGACUCUCGGGCCCCUGCUUCCACCCACCACCUCCCGCAGACACACUCUGGCUGAGGUCUCCGCCCGUUUCCACCAGUGCAACCCUCCAUGUAUUGUGGUUAGUCCGUCAGACGGAGCCUCUUCUGACAGCUGCCUGAAGUCCUCCUCUAGUCCUGCGCCCACUUUACGAGCGGCCGUGGGGGAGAUGUCAACCAUUCUGGCCUCGAGGGCAGGAGGCGGAGCUCUUCAGCCUGCUGGAGCUCCUCUGAAUCUCUCCUCCCACCUCCUGCCGCCGGCACAGAGCAGCCUGCCAGCCGCCAGCUUCCAAGAGGGUCGCAGAGCCUCAGACACGUCCCUCACCCAAGGCCUCAAAGCUUUCCGCCAACAGCUAAGGAAAAACACGCGCACGAAAGGGCUGCUGGGAUUAAAUAAGAUUAAGGGUUUGACCAGGCAGGUUGUUCCUCCCCCCUCCUGCAACCGCGGCAGCCGAGGCUCGCUCGGCCCGGCCUUCUCCGAGCACCGCAGCAUGCUGGAGGAGGUGCUGCACCAGCAGAGAAUGCUGCAGAUUCAGCACCAACCACAGCCUCAGGUCCAAACCACCCAAACAGGACUGACCCAGAAUCCUCUGCUCUUCCUGACCCAGCCGUCCUCUCCUUCGCCGACCUCCGUCUUUGCCCCCGCCUCCAUCUUUGACGCCCCCGCCCAGGCCGCCCUGCCCCCUCAGCAGGCCUCCCCUGGCCCCUGGCACCAAACGCUCGAGCCGUCCUACUCCAGCUGCUCCUCGCCCUCCUCGGCCUGCUACACCUCCUCCCUGUCCCCCGUGGCCUCCGCUGCCUAUCUUCUCGAGGCGCGCCUGCACAUCAGCCAACAGCCUCGCCCRCACUCCUCGUACGCCGGCCCUCCGCAGCAGCCUCAGUCUGCCACACAGCUCCCCUUCCCCACCCCUUCGAAGCUGACCAUGUGGAGCAGGGCGUCGGCCCCCGCCAUGGAUCCCAACCUGCAGGAGCUGGGCCUGGCAGGGCAGCAGCAGCUCAGCAGCUGUGUGAUGGUGAAGUAAAUGAGCAGGAGGAAAGAGCACAACUCUGAGCAGGAGAAACAAAACAAAACAAAAAAAAAAAAAAAACGCUGAUGCAAGCAACAAAUUGAAACAAUAUUCACUAGGAGGUACACAGAAUGUGUGCUGGAUGUUUUUUGAGAUCAUAUAAGCUAAAGACUCAGCAAUAACCAAACUCUGGAUGAAGUUUGUUUCCGAGAGAAGCAAUAAUUGACUCUUCAAGCGUUCAAAUKGACUCAGUUGAAGGAAAGUUGGCGUUUGAUUCACGUUUGGAUGCUGUCUAAGAAAACAUUUUCAAUUUAUGUUUUUCCAGAAGACCAAAUUGUUUCUUUGUAAAAACAAAAGCAAAGGUUUCCCACUUCGUUCGCCUUCCUAAGGAGACAUUUCUCUGUAGCAGUGCAACCAACGUGCAGUAGUGCCCUGCGCUUACWAAACAAAGGAUUUGAAGUUGUAAUGAAACUGUGACAAUUUGAUYCGAUUUUUUUUUAGCGUCGCAAAAGCUUCUUUUACCUCAAGCUACAGAACGAACUGCUACAUCCUGAAUCAGCCAAAACGGAGUUCUUUUGAGCAAAGCACAACAGGUACACCAGUCAACACGGUAGCACCGUGAGAGUGGGGAUCCUUUUAGUCUUUGAUGCUUCUACUACCUCCUCAGGCAACGAGGCAGCAGUUUGGACCCUGAUGCAGGAAAAAGAAACAAACAUUCAGCUGAUGGACAAAACAAAGAUUGUGGGAACAGUGCAAUAAUUUACCUGGAAACACAAUGGAAUGGCGUGUCUCAAAUGGUCAGAAAUAUGUGUAUUUUGCCUGAGGUUUCUGUGUUUAUUUUUAUUUUUUUUGUCUUUAAUGUAUUUGAUUUCGAGCUAGCUAAAGGUACCACAGUAAUGACACUGUAGUGACUUUUAGAGGAAGGCAUUUCAAAAAAAGCUGCUUCUUCCUGCAGCAUGCCUGUAUUUUAUUUCUGCAGAGAGGAAGAAUUUUGGGUUUUACCAAAGAGCGAACAGCACAAGAGAUGGACGAUCUAUCAAAGAUACACUACUGACUUUUCACUUUGAAUGCUGUCUCAAGAUGUAGCACAGUGGUCAGCUACCAUUUUCAUACAAAACAAGAAAAACAAAAUGCUCCCUGCUGCCACCAAAUCCUAAUGCUACACCUUUUGUUGCUAUCUUUAGAUGUUACUAUCAGGACCAUGGGUGUAUUCUUGUUUUUUACUUUUCUAGAAAAAGAGAAAAAUGAAACAAAAUGAAAAUAGCAAUAUCACGUUGUGCAGGAAGCUGAACUUUAUUCACUGGUUAGAAUUUUAGUUCUGGUGAGAUGUGUGUGUUGUAAUWGAUGUUCUUUGUCUCAUAUCUGUGAAGCAUCUCAUAGGAGAACAGUGUUUUGUUUUUUAGUUUUUCUCUGGGUUCUGCCCGGGAAGCAUGCAGUGUUGAUCUUUCUGCCCAGAUGUUUUUUUUGGUUGAUUGCCCCUCAAAACACUCGUGCCUUUAUCAGAACAACUCACGGUCAGAGUUCUCCAUCUCUGACUGUGACACUGUAGAAGGACAGAAAGAAAGACGCCUCU